CGGACACGUCACGGGCAAAAGGACACGCCCCCGCCUCGCGAGACGGACGGUGGCCGCCCAGGGUCGCGCCCAAGAUGGCGGCGGCGGCGGCGCCCGGGCUGCCGCGGGGCACGGAGGCGGCGGCGCUGUUCGAGACCCACACGGCGGCCGAGCUGCGCGAGGUGGAGCGGCGGCUGCGGGCGGGCAUCGAGCAGAAGCGGGAGGAGCUGCGGCAGAUGGUGGGGGAGCGCUACCGGGACCUCAUCGAGGCGGCCGACACCAUCGCCGAGAUGCGCCUCAGCGCCGAGCACCUGCUGGGGGCGGUGCGGGGCCUGCAGCGCGGGGCGCCGGGGCCGCGGGGCGCCCGGGGGGCCCAGACUAUGCGGCACUCGCAGGAGAAGUUCUAUAGCACCGCAGCGCGGAUCAAGCUGCUGCUGGAGAUUCCGGAGAAGAUCUGGAGUGCCAUGGAGGCCUCUCAGUACUUACGUGCCACUCAUCUCUACCUGCUCUGCUGCCAUCUCCACAGCCUCCUGCAGCUGGAUUCCUCCAGCUCCUGUUACAGUCCCAUCCUGGCACGCUUCCCCAUCCUUGUACGACAAGUGGCAGCAGCCAGCCACUUUAGAUCCACCAUAUUGCAUGAAAGCAAAUCGCUGCUAAAAUGCCAGGCCGUUUCUGACCAAGCAGUGGCAGAGGCCUUAUGUUCCAUCAUGCUUUUGGAGGACAGCUCUCCACGCCAAGCCCUGACAGACUUCCUGCUGGCCAGGAAGUCAGCUGUUCAGCAACUUCUGAACCAGCCACAUCACGGUGCUGGAAUAAAAGCUCAGGUGUGUUCAUUGAUGGAGUUGCUAACCACCACCUUGUACCAAGCUCAUGCCCUGUUUUACACUCUGCCUGAAGGGGUGCCCUCAGAUCCAUCCCUGCCCUGCAGCUUGCUCUUUUCAAUGCUGGAGAGCACAACAGGCCAGGAUCCAGCAGGUAAAGGCAUCAAAGUUUUGAAAGAGGAGAUGCAGCUGAGCAGCUGGUUCAAAUAUCUACCACUGUCCAUUAUAGAGUUCCAGCCAACCCUCCGAACCCUGGCACAUCCAAUUAGCCAGGACUACCUGAGAGACACUCUUCAGAAGUGGAUUAACAUGUGUAAUGAAGAUAUCAAAUCUGGGCUCAUCACUCUGCUGGGCUAUGUGAAGAGCUUGAAAGGCCUAGCCGGCAUCCGUGACGCUGUGUGGGAGCUGCUCACUGGUGAGUCCAUGAGCCAGAACUGGGACACAGUGUGUCACCGACUCUUGGACAAGCCCAUCUCCUUCUGGGAGGACUUGCUGCGGCAGCUUUUCUUGGACAGGUUACAGACCCUGACGAAGGAAGGAUUUGACUCCAUCUCCAGCAGUUCGAAACAGCUUCUUAUCUUAGCUCUACAGGAGCUUGAAGUCAAGUCCAGUACCUCCGCCCCCAGUAAGCACAUCCAGUUUGAACACAACAUGGCUUUGUUUCUGUGGUCAGAGAGCCCCAGCGACCUGCCUUCUGAUGCUGCCUGGGUCAACGUGGCAAACCGCAGCCAAUUUGCAAAGAGUGGCCUCUCUAUGAAGGCUCAGGCUCUCACUCCCUGUGUGCAGAGCUUCUGUUCUGCCUUGGAUACCAAACUGAAGGCCAAACUGGAUGACCUUCUGUCCUACCUUCCUUCUGACUCUUCCAAACCCAAAGAGAUAUUGGGUAUGCAGUCCAGGAACUCUGCUUUUGAUAGAUAUGCUGAUAUUGGCACCGUAGAAGAGCUGCUCCGUGAUCACUGCAUUACCUGCAUUCAGUACGUCUUGGGCUGUGUUAGAGAAGAGCUGCAGAGUGCUGAGGACAAGCUGAAAGGAGACACAGACGCUCUGAAUGAUGCCAAACUUAAUACCGUCCUCUUCAUGGCAAGACUUUGUCAGUCACUAGGUGAACUGUGUCCUCACCUGAAGCAGUGCAUUCUGGGUAAAUCAGGCAGCACAGAGAAUGUAAUGAGGGAGACCCGGUCUUUUAAAAAGCUGGGGAAAGGGAAAAUCCAGGAGGUGAAUCCCCUGCAGGCCAAGUGGCAGGAAGUGAAAGAACAACUCCUGCAACAGAGCCUUUUUGCAUAUCAGAUUUGGACUUCAACUGUUUUAAAAGUCCUGGUUCACAGUUUCACCAAAACUUUGCUGCUAGAUACAGCUGGCUCUAUCUUAGCUACAGCCACCAACUGGGAUGAAAUUGAAAUUCAGGAGGAGACAGAAACGGGAAGCAGCGUAACAUCAAAGAUCCGACUCCCUGUACAGCCAUCCUGGUAUGUUCAAUGCCUCCUAUUCAGCUUGUGUCAAGAAGUCAAUCGGGUUGGAGGUCACGCUCUACCAAAGCGUACCUUGCAGCUGCUGCUGAAGACCUGCCUGGCGGAAGUGCUGGGUGGCUAUGAGAAGCUUGUUGAAGAGAAGCAGGAGAAGAAGGAAGGCACAUUCCCAAUGACUCAGAACAGGGCGUUGCAGGUGCUCUAUGAUCUGCGUUAUUUGAAUAUAGUCCUAACGGCUAAGAGUGAGGAAGCAAAAACCAGCAGGAGCAAGCAGGACUCCAGGAUUGAGAAGGUGACAGACUUCCUAGAAGCCAACAUCGAUCCAUUUGACUUGGAUGUUUUCACUCCACAUUUAAAUAGCAGCCUUAACCGCCUGGUGCAACAAACCUCUGUCCUGUUUGGCUUACUCACUGGGGCAGAGAAUCAGUAUACCAAUAGAAGCAAUAAUCUGAGCUCCCAGGAGCCUUACAAUAUCUUGCCAUUAGCAUCUAGUCAAAUAAGAUUUGGACUUCUACCGCUUAGUAUGUCAAGCUCUCGAAAGACUAAAUCUGCUGUUAAAAACACAGAAAAUCAGACUCAGUGUGAUGGUGACCUGUACUCCUGAAGAAAUCUUGCUUGGGUAUUUAAGCUUGUGUGCAUUCUGAGUGGCUUGCUUCACCUACAACGGCAUUUAGUGUUGUCCAGUUGCUCUGUAUUAAAUUUUAUAUUAACCUAAAUUGUACACAUUGAUACCCGUUCCCCACUGUUUAAAUGUCUAUUUAGGCAGGACUCCUGGGUGGAGGACUGGGAGAGCCAAGGAAGACCAAGCCGCUACAGGAAGCGGUAUUCUUAAAUGCACUCAUCCCUCCAAGUCAUUACUGAACCCAUACUCUACCAUGGUGCAAUAGGGCACAGUCCUGACUGAUUUCAUUCAAUAAAGAUCCACUUCUCUAUUAUAAGAAUAGAGACAUUUACCUAAAUGGGGGCCAACCUAUCACAUUCUGCUCCUUCAUGUAAUUCAGGGGAGAACUUCUUGGCUUUAAUUGUUUCAAAGAGCACACUUGUUUCAAAACUAUUCAAUUUUAGAAAAGUUAUCUACCUCUUGCUCCCACGGUAUCUAGUAUAGUUUAGAAACAGUGUUUCUUCCAUACCUGCCCCUGUGUGUUACUAGUUGUGGCUGCAGUGAUGCAUGUAUAUAUAGUUUAAUAGAAAGCCCCUUUUCUGAAUUACUAGCAGAUAUGCUCUCCCCCUUUUCUCAGAUCCCACUAUGUAAUAAAUCAUGUAAGAUUGUGCAGAGUACUUAAUCAAAAACUAUUGGCUAGGUAUAAAGACAGUGGUAUUUUAUCAUUUCUAAAGCACAGGAGAAAAUGGAGUUAGCCCCUUUCCUGGGCUAGUCAGUAAAAACAAUCACAUUUAAGCGAUUCUUAUAAAUCUUUAGUUAACAACAUACUGAUCUAGUUUAAAAAGUUGCACAGGGAGAGAGGGAAGCUCUAUGAUGCCAGAACCUAGAACCCCUCUCUAGUACUAGAAAUCUAGGGUAGACAAGGCUUUUUAGGCUGAGUAAUCCUGUAUAUGUAGCCAGAGAGGCAGGGGUUCAGGUUGGACUUAGUUCCUACUCAAUUACAUAUAGUUCUUAAUUCUCUUACCCUACCAUGCCUCCCUGCAGCUGCUAACAACUGGCUGUAUGUGGAAUCAAUGUAAGAAGCACUAUAGCAGUCACUGAUCCUCUUUUUU
Messenger RNA from Dermochelys coriacea (leatherback sea turtle), 3979 nucleotides. RefSeq names its product component of oligomeric golgi complex 1 (gene COG1). The transcript has 14 exons. Gene Ontology annotation, biological process: intra-Golgi vesicle-mediated transport. Gene Ontology annotation, cellular component: COG complex; Golgi apparatus. The coding region runs from base 75 to 2870 and encodes 931 amino acids. NCBI's taxonomy places the organism in Eukaryota, Metazoa, Chordata, Testudines, Dermochelyidae. The record is from RefSeq and is a predicted model, not a curated record.